UACACUUAGGCUGUUACACCAAUUACAAUUGUGACGUAGGGAAAUGCUGUAGGAGUUUCAAUAAAACAAGGGAAGAGAUAUUUAAUCAAAGCCAAACCCAUAUGCAUGACCAUCCAGGAUGGUAUGACUGGUGUCCGCCUGUUUACGGUAUUUGCGAGAAAAUAGGAGCAGAAGGAGAAAGAUGCAUCGUUGACGAGGUAGAAACAGGAAUUAAGGACCUGUACUAUGACUGUCCAUGUGCAAGUGGCUUAGUAUGUAACGGGACUGGCAUAGAUGUUAUCGAUAGAGGAGAACUGGGUGUCUGUGUGCCUGUAGAGAUAUUAAAAACAACUGUGAAUCAGUCAUGUUCUUCCGGUGACGACUGCGCAGACUUAGAGUGUUGUGUCAGUAACGAUCGACCAAUCGGAGAACAGUCUUUACAUGGACAUUGCUCCAGUAUGGGAAACGUUGGUUCUGAAUGUCCUGUAGAAAUGGGUUCUGGGAAACCAAACGACACUGUACUCUCUUGUCCAUGCUUAUCUGGAUUGAAAUGCAAUGGUACUGGAAUGGACGAAAUGGACGAUGUACCACUGGAUGAAAUGGGAAAAUGUGUAACUGCAUGAAAUAUCCGGUCGACUACAGAAAAAGAGUUGAAAUCAAUUUUCUAAAAUCAAAUAAACUUCAUUUCUUCA
Molecule: messenger RNA, 671 nt
Organism: Ruditapes philippinarum (Manila clam)
Lineage: Eukaryota; Metazoa; Mollusca; Bivalvia; Venerida; Veneridae
Exons: 5
Coding region: 102-602 (166 amino acids)
Biological process (GO): digestion; lipid catabolic process
Cellular component (GO): extracellular region
Molecular function (GO): enzyme activator activity
Source: RefSeq, a predicted model, not a curated record